UAACUUUUUCGUUUUCUCGAGAUGCCUCCAAGCAGACCACUCGGUCGAACUUAAUCAAAACAUUGUUCGUAUAAUGUUCAUGUGACACCGUGACUAUUUAAAAUAUAUUUACCGUUAACAUAAAUCUUAUUACUAAUGCCCGUCAGCCUCCAGUUGCACGUUCCUGUCCGGUUUAACAUGGUGAACGCGGAUGAAAUUGCUAAGUUGUGCUACGAGCGUUUCAGGCAGCUCCCCCGGAGAGGGAAGCCUGAGCCGGGCAGAGAGUGGACCCUGCUGGCCGCCGUGGUCCAAAUCACGCGGUGUGCUAACUCUGACACAGUUGAAAAGGAGGUUGUGUCCCUGGGAACGGGGACCAAGUGUAUUGGACAGACAGCUAUGAGUCCCAAUGGUGAUGUACUUAAUGACAGCCAUGCAGAAGUCAUUGCCAGAAGGGGAUGUGUCAGGUACCUGAUCCAGGAGCUGCACAGGGCUGUGAGUGGUGGGGACAGCUCUGUGUUCUGUCAGGCAGAUCAGCGGGGGAAGUGGAGGCUUCAGCCGGGGGUUUCCUUCCUCUUCUUUACCAGUCACACUCCCUGUGGCGAUGCCUCCAUCAUUCCCAUGACUGACCAGUCUCAGCCUUGCCCUUCGGUCACAUCUGUAAAAGGCCGUGAAGGGACAGAUGGAGGAGGAGACCUGAAAAGGAAAGCUCAAGAAACAAGUGAAGGGAAAAACGCUAAACUGCCACGUCUGGAGGAACAGCAGACAGCAGAGACAAAGCUAGAGGACAGAAGAGACACAAAACAAUCCUUCCUUUCAAAUUCAUCCAAAAGUGAAGCUCCAUCACAGAGUCACUCCGCAGACACACUCGUGGAAACGUUCUCACAAGAUUCAGCACAGCCGGAGAUUAAAAGCAGAGGCCCCUCUGACAGAGCUGGAGUGCAUCCUCAGGUCCUAGACAUUCACCGAACGGGGGCCAAGUGUGUCCCGAGCGGCCCAACGGACCCUCUGCGCCCUGGGGUGGGGUACCACAGCACGGGGGUGCUCCGGGUGAAGCCUGGGCGAGGAGAGCCCACUCUGUCCCUCUCCUGCAGUGACAAGCUGGCCCGCUGGGGGGUGCUGGGCUUCCAGGGCGCACUGCUGUUCCAUUACCUGCAGGAGGCGCUCUACUUCAGCACCGUGGUGGUGGGGAAGUGCCCAUUCAGCCAGGAAGUUAUGCAGAGAGCUUUGGUCACAAGGUGCUCUAAUGUAUCGAACCUCCCUGCUGGUUUCUCUGUGCGUCCACCUGUGCUGCUCCAGUCCAGCCUGGAGUUCCCCUUCAGCAAGGCCCAGACCGAGCUUCGACACCAGGCCGGAAAGGGACGCAUCUCCCCCUGUGGGGCAGCCAUCAGUUGGUGUAAUGUGACGGAGCAGCCACUAGAUGUCACUGCCAACGGGUACAAACAUGGCGUCACCAAGAAGGAUCUCGGCACAGCUAAAGCCAGGUCUCUUCUGUGUAAACUGGAGCUUUUCCAUUCCUUCCUGUCUCUGGUAUCGGCCACUGACUUUUCAGCACUUCCAGACUCUCUCAGGAGAACAGAGCUGCAGACCUACUGGGACUACAAGCAGGAUUCUCAGUUGUACCAGCAGGCCUGGCAGCAGCUACACAGCCAGGCUUUCCCUCUGUGGCCACGCAGUGACAGAGAUCUUCUCCUCUUCCACUGAAAGUCCACUCUCUCUGAAACCUCACUCUGAAGCAGAAAUUUGGCUCCGUCGUGUCAAGAACUAGGAGGACACAGGUCAAAAAUAACUGCAGGUCUGCAUCUAUUGUUUCUCUCCCAGAGUUUGACUCUUCAUCAGGGUGGAACGGCUUGUGAAACUCACAUUUCAAACCAAAGACAACAAACAUACUGCUGAAUAAUAAAUAUUCUGCAUCAUCAUGUCACACCUCUAAUAAAAGGUCUCCAGAUCUCCAGUGUUCAUUUCCCAAUGCCUGUUGGGUCAGCUGAUCAAUAUGGAUGCAUAUUGUUUGGCUACAUAGCCCAGGAUGUCUCUGUUUGCAACAGCAGGACACCAAGCUCUGUCAUGCGGUUCAGAGAGGUCGAUGACCGCUCUUCAGUCCUCAGAUGAACGUUUUAUUUUCACAGUGGUUGUAACAUGUUGUGUCUGCAGCUGCGUGGAGUUCGUGCUCUGAAAACACAGGCAGGUGGAACAUGAGAUAUUUCUGCACAACAGUUAGGUCCUUCAUCUAAGCUUUUCACUCUUUUUAAUGUCAUUCUCAUUCCUCUGCAGUACAUAGUUUUUUAGAGGUUCAGGUCUUGUUUUAAGUAGCUUAAGUGUUCCUUGUACUGUACGCAUACAUUUACUGCAAAUACCUUGUGAUACUUAUUAAUGUAUCUCAAAUCAUUUGAAUGUUUUUUCACCCUAAAUAAGAAAAUGACGCAAACCUU
Molecule: messenger RNA, 2405 nt
Organism: Micropterus salmoides (largemouth bass)
Lineage: Eukaryota; Metazoa; Chordata; Actinopteri; Centrarchiformes; Centrarchidae
Gene: adat1
Product: adenosine deaminase tRNA specific 1
Exons: 9
Coding region: 136-1680 (514 amino acids)
Biological process (GO): RNA processing
Molecular function (GO): RNA binding; adenosine deaminase activity
Source: RefSeq, a predicted model, not a curated record